UACCGGAUAGGAUUUAUCUCCCUCCCUCCGCGCGCUCUCCGUGCUCGACAUGGCCACGGUCGCCGCCGUCCUGCCGGCCUGCGCCGCCGGUCCCCUCUCUCGAGCGGCCACCCCGCUCCCGCGGCGCCUCCUCUCCGUCCCGUCCUCGCCCGCGCGCAGUGGCAUCUCCCGCGCCUGCAGCCUCGUCGGCGGCGGCGCCAGCGCCCGCCGCGCGCCGACCGUUCGACGGAACGCCACGGCGGAGAUGAUGGUUCCCUACGUGCCGGGAUCCGGGAAGUACAUCUCGCCAGACUACCUCGUGAAGAAGGUGUCGGCCAAGGAGGUGGAGGAGCUGGUGAGGGCGGAGAGGAAGGUGCCGCUUAUCGUCGAAUUCUACGCGACCUGGUGCGGGCCCUGCGUCCAGAUGGCGCAGGACAUCGAGAUGCUUGCAGUUGAGUAUGAGGACAAUGCCCUAUUUGUGAAGGUGGACACAGAUGAUGAAUAUGAAUUUGCAAAAGAUAUGCAGGUAAGAGGACUUCCGACGCUGUAUUUCUUCAGUCCGGACCAAAGCAAAGAUGCCAUACGUACCGAGGGGCUAAUUCCAAUGGAUAUGAUCAGAAACAUCAUUGACAACGAGCUAUGACAGCUUGGAGGCGUAUAGACACAUCACACAUAGGCAGUGUUUUAUGUUUGUAGCUGGUGAAAUUUUGUCCUGGGACCUAAGGGGUUUAGGUAUUAAGUUUGUUGUGCUGUAUUUGGCUCUUGUAUUGCUCCAUUACUAGGGUUUCCUGUGUGCAAAAUCUGCAGGUGUAGCAUAGGAUUCGCACUUGAGACUCACGACUAAGUUAUUCUGCUGUGUCUCCAUUUUGUUUUGCGUCCUCAUCAAAGUUUAGACCAGUUAUCAUUUUGAUCCCUCAAAAUGGUAAGUUGGCUUUGGCUCA
Molecule: messenger RNA, 920 nt
Organism: Setaria italica (foxtail millet)
Lineage: Eukaryota; Viridiplantae; Streptophyta; Magnoliopsida; Poales; Poaceae
Product: thioredoxin-like protein CITRX, chloroplastic
Exons: 4
Coding region: 50-622 (190 amino acids)
Biological process (GO): plastid organization; cell redox homeostasis
Cellular component (GO): thylakoid
Molecular function (GO): protein-disulfide reductase activity
Source: RefSeq, a predicted model, not a curated record